CAGAAAUCCGAUAUGCUUUGUCCAGAAGUCCAGAAUGCACUGCCCAGAUCCUCAAUCGUCUCUUCGGUCGGUUGCUGACUUCAAAUGGAAUAUUUCCUGGACAUCUGACGACACUCAUGAUAGUUGCUGGAUCACUUGUUUGGGAGAUCCUACUAGUGUUAUGUGUGAUGAGGUCUUGGAACGAGCACCGUGUUCAAACUUGGCAUGUAUUUCGUGCCAGUCCUACCAUUGUGAUCUGAAGCUGGUUGAACACAGAAGUCGAUCAGAAGAUAACAGGCGUUUUCGUGGACGAUCUGUACCCAACCGUGAUCCGUGUACUUUGGCAAACGAUCCAUUUUUUCGGUCAUGGUCCAUGUGUAUCUCAAGGACACCCUCAAGCCCCAGUACGGAAUCUCCUUCGCCUGGUUCGAUCUCCUCUGGCGGAUGUGCACGAUCUCCAUCUUGUCAUCACAAGCUUCCACCAUCAGAUUCGCGGAUUUCCACCGACUGUUCGGAUAAAUCGUCAUCUCAGCUGUUGCCUCCACCGAUGCAAAAACUCAGUUCGUUCCAUUCAAGUUUCCGGAACCUUUUGAACGACAGUCCAAAUCCAGGUUGUUCAGCGUUGGUGGGAAGUUUUGCACAUUUAUCGCAGCAUAUCGCUGCUUCCAAAUUCGUUCCGAAUGACGUCCCGCCUUCAUCGGGUAAUACAAUCCAACCCAAUAUCCGGGGGCUACGAGAAAACACUUUACUUAUUCCCUCAAGCUAUUCACCUAGACCAAGGGUACGCACCACGACUUGUUCUGGCGAAUCCGACACCUCCGCUCGUGAUUCAGGACUCAGUUCUCAUUCGAGUAGUUCUGCUUAUUGCGCCCCACACCAGGCUUCGGUGUUACGUGAUCAUCCGGAAAUUCCUAUUGAGGAUUCCAGGCCAAAUGAAGGUAUCUUGAAAUUGCCGCCACCUGUGCCUCCGCAUGCACCCAAAUCACAUGCAGCAGCUGCAAGGACAGUUGCGGAAAAUACUGAAACUCGUCAUCCUUCUGUUCCGAGGGGAUUUGGAUUGGAGCCCACCGGUCGAUUGAAGGAUGUUACAAUUCGCCUACCACGCUAUUGUCGGAACCCCUGUCGAACGGUAACACCGUUUACGGACAAGUCGAUGUUGAUGCGGCCUUUGUCGAGUCCAUCAGGUACAUUAAAUGAACCUACCUCACCUAUUUGGAAGCGAAAACAGCGAAUCUCUGCCCGUUCAUCCCAGCCGUGUUCUGGUGUAAAUGAAACACCAACACAGUCGGAUGUGAUUGGGCAAGACUCUUGUCCCUUGGUCGCCCCAUCAGCUCUCCCCAAGCCAGCUAUCACUUGUCCAGCCUGCGCUGCAGCCAAACAAUAUUUCCUCUGUUUGGAUGCACUACCCCGACUGGAUUACGUGGAUACAUCAUACAUGGGGAAGUUCAAUUGUGAGACCUGCUUUGCCAUCACUCGAAGCGUGGGCGUCAAUUGUUUCAAUCGUGAUCCCACUCGUAGCCUGACGUUUCUGGAGAGGCAUGGCUUUCUACGAACUAGCCGCCCAGAUUCGAUUGCUCAUUUUAUACUCUCCACCCCGGGUCUCUGUCGGUCUCAGCUAGGGGCUUUUCUUGGUGGGACACAAUCUGGAGUUGUAUCACCUUCUGCUGUGAUGAAAUGUCUUUUCCAUUCCCUCGACUUCCGUGAGAGCGAAGUGGAUGAAGCCAUACGGGAAGCUGUGCAUCGGUUUGGCAUGCCUGUGGAAUCGCAAGAGAUCGGGCGGUACCUCGAGUGUCUUGCUGAGCGCUAUCACGAGUCACGCUGGCCUCCAGAGGGUGCUUUGUGUGCUCCUGUAACAGUGAAUCAGAUUUUGUUAUUGUUCUACUCGGUCCUGUUGCUACAAACUAGCUUGCACAAUGAAAGCGCUGCGCGCACCAGCUUGGGCAAACAGACUGUGAGCAUGUUCACAAAAAACUGUCUAGGCUUUCUCUUCCCAGAGUCAGAAGCAGACGCUCCUCUUGAUAAUGGAGAACAGUUGGAACUCCGACGUGCUGAAUUUUCCCCUGCAAAGCUUUCAUCAAUUUGUAACCGAAUCAAAAUGAAUCCGCUCGUUCAGGGAUUUGAUCACACUGAGCUGGUGGGCCAGAUUGCCAGAUCGUUAGUUCUUCCCUCCACAACUCGACCUACGAGGCUUGACCGGAAAUGGCAUUCUUUUGGACUGGAUAUGUUAACGGACUUGGUUCAACCCUACCGUCGCCUUGUGUUCUACUGCAUUAUGGUUCAGUUUAUCAAACGUACGAACAGCAGUAGCCGCGUAGGCUUGCUUCGACACGUCUUUCUAUUCAACGAUUGCUUGCUGCUUGCAAGACCCAUCCAAUCAGGCCGGAAGUCCAGAAAAUACGUAUUCUCAAACCAGCAGUUGGGCAGGGAGUUGGUCUCUUUAUUGCGUGGAGAAUCACACUCCCGGCCCGAAACAUUGCGUCGUCUUUUAGGUACGCAGUUUCGCCUCCCGUGUGGUCUCAGACCUAGCUCUCGUGACCAGAUUUCGACCAACGUCUCAGUCCCGUUUCCAGGAAAUAUUCACGCACAUACUCCAUUGCUCAAAAUCUCCUCAACUUCGGCCUGUCUUCCUAUCGCUAAGACGUCGUAUUCUUCCCGAGGGGAUGUAUUGUCCUGUCUGCAGCUCAACAAGCUGGUCGGCGUGCGUCGGAUUCCACUGUCAGAUUGUGUACUUCGACCUUUCGAAUCUGAAGGGUGUCGAUUUGGCCUGGAACUAUGGAGUUGCCAUGACCCGUCAGAAAUCCGACAGCUUUCUGGUCCGAAAGUGAAUGGCGCAUCAAAGAACCCUGAGUCCUGGCGUCCCUUGAUCACUUUGGCUGCCCUCACACAACCCGACUACGAGAAUAUUGUUUACGAUCUCAUUGACUGUUUCCGAGAAGUGCACUUGGUCAGCCGAGAACUUGCCAAAAAGUGAAAUACAGUAAUCCCUGAAUGAGGGCACUCCGGUUGUGGGAGUAUACCUAAACGUUUCCAGUCGGCUACGAUUCAACGAGAUAUCCCUCUGAGGAGUGGCUGAAAUGGUCUUUUUUGGGAGGAGUCUGGUUUCUACAGUGUAUUCAUUUCUCAUGACUACUAUGCUCGCCAGUUGUUAUACAAGUGCCUCCCUGUUGUCUAUUACGUCACUUCUUUUACUUGGCCGACCUUGUUUAUAGCUUCCCACUGGGGGCUUUUUUGUUACAGUACAGUAUAGUUGGAGUCCAGAAUUCUUCGCUCUCCUUUACCUCACGUCCACUCCUGUGAUUGUUGCAUUUCACAUCCCAUCCAUCUCUCCCGUUCUGUUCUCACGUAUCCGUUGGUCGUGCUCCACUGUGUAGUAAUCUAUUUCGUUUAUCCCAUUUCACUUUAUGCGUGAUUCUGGCCGUUAGCCUACUGUUUAUUUUGCCCCAGAUGUGCUAGAUUUUCAACCAAAUGUGUGAUACUUAUGGUUUUGUUUUUCUUUCAAACUAGGUAACUUAAAAGAAGAAUACUUUGACUUGUUAUUAUUAUUCCACACUGUUUCGGCCCUCCGGUCCGUCGCUCUUCUUGUUUGCAUUUACUUGAGAUUUCCGUAUUGUCUUGCCAUAUUGUUUUUUUUUAUAUUCCUGCCUAGAUGUGAUAGUUUAUCUGUUGUGGGUGCGUCAUAGUGUGGUAAACAUAUUCAUGUUUUAUAUUCUUCAGGCACGU
This is a messenger RNA of Opisthorchis viverrini, 3699 nucleotides long. RefSeq lists its product as hypothetical. The transcript is spliced from 11 exons. NCBI's taxonomy places the organism in Eukaryota, Metazoa, Platyhelminthes, Trematoda, Opisthorchiida, Opisthorchiidae. Bases 35 to 2950 code for a protein of 971 amino acids. Gene Ontology annotation, molecular function: guanyl-nucleotide exchange factor activity. Gene Ontology annotation, biological process: actin cytoskeleton organization; regulation of ARF protein signal transduction. The record is from RefSeq and is a predicted model, not a curated record.